This is a messenger RNA of Aspergillus niger, 171 nucleotides long. RefSeq lists its product as uncharacterized. The transcript has 3 exons. The record is from RefSeq and is a predicted model, not a curated record. Lineage: Eukaryota; Fungi; Ascomycota; Eurotiomycetes; Eurotiales; Aspergillaceae. Bases 1 to 171 code for a protein of 56 amino acids.
AUGCCUGGUGAGGAUUAUAUGAUUUAUGUGAUUGGCAGAUUACUGGUCAGUACUCACUGGAACGUUAUAAGCUAUGGUAUCUGCAGUCAAGCAGCUAUGAAAAGAUACACAUCCUCGGCAAGAGCAUUACAGACAACAGCAACCCACCAGCCGAAUUCGCAUUUCAAAUAG